Molecule: messenger RNA, 1557 nt
Organism: Entrophospora sp. SA101
Lineage: Eukaryota; Fungi; Glomeromycota; Glomeromycetes; Entrophosporales; Entrophosporaceae
Source: the annotation of a GenBank genome assembly
AUGUCUCUUUCUUUGUCUCUUUCAGAUUCCCAGAAAGAAGAAGCUUUAUAUCUUGACAUUGUUGAAUUAAGUUUAAAUUAUUUUUGUACUACACUAUAUUUGAGAAAUGCAUUAGUAUGUGUUUUAGUACUUGCACCAGUUACUAGUCAACAAUAUAAUGAAAUAUUAUCACCAGAGGCUUUAGAGUUUGUAGCAAAACUUCAUAGAGCUUUUAACCCUACAAGAAAAACUUUACUUCAACGACGUAUUCUUAAACAACAAGAAUUGGAUCGUGAUUCCAAUGCUCCAACUUGGACCAAUAAUAUUGAUGGUCAAGUAAAUUUACGUGAUGCAAUUCGAAAAACAAUCACAUAUGUUAAUCCUGGUAAUAAUAAGAAAUACGAAUUAAGAAAAGAUGGAAAUAUUGCAACAUUAAUUGUUCGUCCUCGUGGUUGGCAUUUAGAUGAAAAACAUGUCUUGAUUGACAAUGAACCACUAUCGGCAUCAAUCUUUGAUUUUGGUUUAUAUUUUUUCCAUAAUGCUAAAAAAUCUAUUGAAGCAGGUAUUGGACCCUAUUUCUAUUUGCCUAAAAUGGAAUCACACUUGGAAGCAAGACUUUGGAAUGAUAUAUUUAAUGUUGCACAAGAUCUUCUUGGUAUUCCUCGAGGAACAAUUCGUGCCACUGUAUUGAUUGAAACAAUUCUUGCAGCCUUUGAAAUGGAUGAAAUAAUUUAUGAAUUAAAAGAACAUUCUGCCGGACUUAAUUGUGGUCGAUGGGAUUACAUUUUCUCUAUGAUCAAAAAAUUCAGAAACAAUCCCAACUUUGUUUUACCAAGUCGCUCAGAUGUCACAAUGACAGUUCCAUUCAUGGAUUCAUAUGUACGUCUAUUGAUCAAGACAUGUCACCGUAGAGGUGUACAUGCAAUGGGUGGUAUGGCAGCACAAAUCCCCAUCAAAAAUGACCCAGCAGCCAAUCAGAUUGCCAUGAACAAAGUCAGAGCUGAUAAACUUCGUGAAGUAAAGGCAGGACAUGAUGGGACUUGGGUUGCACAUCCUGACCUUGUUAAACUUGCAUUAGAUGUGUUUAAUGAACAUUUGAAAACACCAAAUCAAAUUUUUAUUAGGCGUGAAGAUGUCAAUGUUAAUGCAUUGAAUUUACUUAACACAAAUUUCCCUGGUUCAAUCACUGAAGCAAGUAUUCGCAACAACAUCUCAGUUGGUCUUAUCUAUAUUGAAUCAUGGCUUCGUGGCUUGGGUUGUGUACCUAUUCAUAAUCUUAUGGAGGAUGCUGCAACUGCUGAAAUUUCAAGAUCUCAGUUAUGGCAAUGGGCUAAACAUCGUGCUAGAACUAUUGAGGGUAAAGUUAUCACAGGUGAAUAUUUACUUAAAUUGCUUGAUGAAGAAGUUACAAAUUUGGAAAGACAGAUUGGUCCUCAGAAAUUUGGUAGUACAAAAUAUAUUUUGGCAAAACGAUAUUUGGCAAGUCAGAUCGCUGGUAAAGAUUAUUCAGAUUUUAUCACUACUUUGUUAUAUGAUGAAAUCACAACUGUAAAUAAUAAUAUUAAAGCUAAACUUUAA